UGGUCUCUUUGGACUUCGCAAUAAACGAUGCCUGGACAUUUUGUACUUAAAUCGAAAGUUUCGCCGAUUUAACUGUGAUUUUUUCGAGGUUUAAUUGAAAUUUUUCUGUACUGCUUGAAUAUUUCGUCGUUUAAGCUUUAAGCUUGCAUGUACUACGGUUUUUGAUUGCCGCAAAGAUGACAUCUUGGAGUCUAUCAUCGUCCCUGAAGGGGUGUUUAGCUUUUGCUGUGAUAAUUUCAGCACUUCUUGAGUUAUCAAAUGUACAAGGCUGCACAGUUAAUCAGUAUAAGAAAAUCUUGACCAGUGGAGCAAGUAUUUGCAUUGAUUGCCCAAAAUGCCCAGCUGGUUAUGGAUUACAACCUCAAUGUGGCAAAUCCAUAGCAGURGACACGAAARUAUGGUGUCAGCCAUGCAUGAAAGGAGUGAAUUAUUCAAUGACAAAUGACCAUGAACAAUGUCUUCCAUGUGGUAGCUGCUCUGAUGACCAGGUCUCAACACCAUGCACACCAGAUAGUAAAACAAUAUGCCAUCCAAAGUGUAAGAGUAAAGRAAACUACUUUGAAAAAAGUWSUGGCGACUGCCAGAAGUGCUCAUGGUGUUGCAAUGAUAAGAAAGAUGUUGUUGAGGAUGAGUGUACAAAUAAAAGUAUGCCUCGUCAUCAAAGCUGCACUGUUCACAGAAAAAGAGAGUGUACACYAGAUCCUGUUGCUAUCAUUACAAAGACAGCCUUUAGGCCAACAAACUCCUCAAAGCUUAAGACUUCUACUAGUACAUCAGCCAUUCACUCAGUCAGCACAACUAGUGAUCCAACUCAUACACCCAGUGGUCCUGAUGAUUCAAAGAAUGAAAAAAAAGACAGCAAAACAGAAACUUAUUUGGCAAUUUUUAUUGCUGUUGCCUUUAUAAUCAUCGUUUUAAUAAUUGUUUGGUGGAGAUACACAAGGAGAAAGCGCAGAUGUUAUACUUGCAAUCUAACAUUACCAUGUAGAUGCAAUCCAUUGCAACUAAGAGGAUCUCAAGAGGAUCAAGAUGGUGCGGAAUCUCCAUUCAUUCAACCUGCAGUAGUACAUAUUGAUGAACCUCCACAACCUUCACCAGUUGUUCAGGAUCCAACAAACCAAGUAAUAAUUGGUGCAGAUAUUCGACUGUUUGAUUGGUUUAAUGAGGAAAAUAAUUGGAGUGUUAAAAGUAGAAUUUGUACCAUGCUUAAUACUKAUGACUCAUUUGUUAAAGUUGGUUAUCACUUUGGAUUGGAUGAA
This is a messenger RNA of Exaiptasia diaphana, 1259 nucleotides long. RefSeq names its product tumor necrosis factor receptor superfamily member 1A. Gene Ontology annotation, biological process: Rho protein signal transduction. The record is from RefSeq and is a predicted model, not a curated record. The transcript is spliced from 3 exons. Gene Ontology annotation, molecular function: nerve growth factor binding; coreceptor activity; death receptor activity. The annotation marks the transcript as partial. NCBI's taxonomy places the organism in Eukaryota, Metazoa, Cnidaria, Anthozoa, Actiniaria, Aiptasiidae. Gene Ontology annotation, cellular component: cell surface; plasma membrane.